AUGUAUGAUCAGAGGAGUGCUAGAGCGAUUCUGUAUAGCGUCAGGGCAGAAAGUAAGUUUAGAAAAGUCAAAAAAAAAUCUUUUCUAAAACAUGUGAGUAGAGAUCUUGGGAAGACGAUCAGUGAUGUAAGUGGCAUUAGCUCGACACGUGAGUUAGGCAAGUAUUUGGGGAUGCCAGUUCUUCAGAAACGAAUCAACAAGGAUAUAUUUAGUGAAGUUUUGGAAAAGGUCUCGUCGAGAUUGGCAGGAUGGAAAGGACAGUUACUGAGUUUUGCUGGACGUAUCACACUCGCCAAAGCAGUUAUCUCAUCAAUACCGGUGCACACGAUGAGUAGGGCUAUACUCCCACAGUCGAUGUUGAAUCGUUUGGACAAAGUCUUGAGAUCAUUUAUAUGGGGAGAUAGGGCUGAAAAGAGGAAACAACACCUGAUAUUUUGGGAGAGGGUCUGCGUUCCUAAAUCAGAAGGGGUUUGGGGAUUCGAAGGACACAGGAGAUGA
Molecule: messenger RNA, 498 nt
Organism: Microthlaspi erraticum
Lineage: Eukaryota; Viridiplantae; Streptophyta; Magnoliopsida; Brassicales; Brassicaceae
Source: the annotation of a GenBank genome assembly